AUGGAAGAAACCCUAAAAAAGGCAUGUAAAUGUAAGAAGACGGUAGUUGUAUGUGGCGAUUUUAAUGUUGAUAUCUUAGAAAACUCCCAGAAUGCGUUAAGGUUCCUCAAUCUUUUUAAAUCUUUUAACUUGCAAAAUCUUUUUUGUGAACCAACUCGCACCACAUCCACAACAGCUACCUGCUUGGAUAAUAUUUUUACUGACAGCGAUGUAAACGACAAAUCUAUAAUAAAGUUCAUAAAAUCAGAUCAUGUAGGUCAGUUAGCUAGAUUUGAGCACCAACAUGUUCCAUUGCCUAAAAAUAUUGUAUGUAGACCAAUCACAACAUAUCGUUUAGAAAAAUUUAAAGAAAAUAUUAACAAUAAGGUACCUCUUUUGGAGCCAAAUACUGCUGAUAACCCGAAUGAUCUAUACGGAGAUUUGUUCGGAGUAAUCAAAUACGAAUUUAAUAACAUUUUCACAAAAAAAACAAUUAAUACUAAUCAACUCAAAAUUAAAUUUAGUGAUUGGGCUACACCUGGAAUUUAUAAGAGUAGAAAGAAAUUGUACGAAUUAUACGAGACAAAGGCAUGUACAAAUGAUCCACAAAUCAUUGAACAUACUAAAAAGUACUCAAAAAUGUUUAAGAAAGUCUGUUCAAUGGCCAAAUCUAAUUAUAUCCGGGCCAAAAUACAAAAAUCUGAUAACAAAAUUAAGGCAACAUGGAAUGUUAUCAACAAAGAAACCUGUAAAACAAGGUCACGUGAUCGAUCCUUCGAAUUAGAAAUAGAUGAUAAACACAUCAAUACUGAUGCUGAAGUGGCCAUUGCAUUUGAAUCUUUUUUCACAAAUGCUCCAAUUACCACUACUAGUAAACUAAAAUCUUCAAAAACCGAAGCUGCUUCUCUUCUUGAAUCUUGCGUUGAUAAAUGUAGUGUUAACUUUGAUUUUCAGUAUAUUGACACCGCAACCGUACUUAAAACUUUUAAGCAACUAAAUAUAAAAAAGACUGAGGAUCUUUGGGGCAUUUCAACCAAUAUAAUAAAAUCAGUAAUGCCCGCUAUUGCCCCUUAUCUUGCAUUCAUAUUUAACCAAUGUAUCGAUGAUAAACAGUUUCCCACACUCAUGAAGUACAGUAAAAUCAUUCCAUUAUUCAAAGCAGGGGACAAAAGUGAUCCAUCAAAUUUUCGGCCCAUCUCUAUACUCCCAGCACUCAGCAAAAUUUUUGAAAAAAUUAUAUUUAAUCAACUGCUUUCACAUUUCACUUAUAAUAAGUUACUUCAUGAGAAACAGUUCGGUUUCACUAAAGGCAGAAACACGACGGAUGCAGGAGUUGAACUCGUUAAACAUAUAUUUGAUGCAUGGGACAAGAAGCGGGAUGCCAUCGGUAUUUUUUGUGAUCUAUCAAAAGCUUUUGAUUGUGUUGAUCAUGAGACUUUGUUAUUAAAAUUAGGUUAUUACGGUGUUUCUAACAGCUCACUUAGCUUACUUAAAUCUUACCUCACUGGUAGAGUACAAAAAGUCAAUAUUAAUGACACUAACUCAUCUGGCGCCCCAUUAGUCAUGGGAGUACCCCAGGGCUCGAUAUUAGGACCCCUUUUAUUCUUGAUAUAUGUAAAUGAUCUUCCUCACUUCACUAAAAAUCUUUGUGAAAUAGUGUUAUUUGCUGAUGACACAUCAUUAAUUUUUAAAACUGAUAGACAUAAAGAAUUACUUGACGAUGUGAAUAACACCCUUUCUAAAAAAGUGCAUUGGUUCACAAGUAACAACUUGCUGCUCAAUGCGAAGAAAACGAAAUGUGUAAAUUUUACUAUGCCUAAUGUAAGACAGAUAGAUACUCAUAUUACAAUGAACGAUGAAUCUGUUCAAAUAGUCGAUACCACAGUUUUUCUUGGAAUGACUCUAGAUAGUAAACUGCAAUGGGGUUCUCAUAUCUCAGCCUUGGCAGGAAGACUUAGCUCAGCUGCCUAUGCGGUUAGAAAAAUAAGGUCACUGACUGAUGAGAAAACGGCACGAUUAGUUUAUUUUAGCUACUUUCAUAGCGUUAUGUCGUAUGGUCUGAUGCUGUGGGGAUCAGCUGCCGAUAUUGAGACUAUUUUCAUAUUACAGAAACGAGCGAUACGAGCUAUAUAUAGCCUCAGACCCCGCGACUCACUGAGAGAACUAUUUAAAGAAAUUAAUAUUUUAACAGUUGCUUGCCAAUACAUUUACGAUAAUGUCUUAUAUGUACGCAAGAACCUAGAUCUCUUCAAAAAAAACUCUGACGUACACAAUUAUAAUACGAGAAAUAAAAAUAAACUUGUAGUGCCAAAACUCAGACUUCAUAAGGUUGGUAAUUCGUUUGUAGGUAACAGUAUAAAAAUGUUUAAUAAAAUUCCUCAGGACCUGGUUGACAUGCCACUAAAUAAGUUUAAAAUAGAAGUAAAAAAGUGUUUAAUGAAAAAAGGAUAUUAUAAAGUAGACGAAUACCUCAAAGAUAAAAAUCCAUGGUCUUCCUAA
Molecule: messenger RNA, 2478 nt
Organism: Parnassius mnemosyne (clouded apollo)
Lineage: Eukaryota; Metazoa; Arthropoda; Insecta; Lepidoptera; Papilionidae
Source: the annotation of a GenBank genome assembly